Molecule: messenger RNA, 1207 nt
Organism: Centropristis striata (black sea bass)
Lineage: Eukaryota; Metazoa; Chordata; Actinopteri; Perciformes; Serranidae
Gene: psmg2
Product: proteasome (prosome, macropain) assembly chaperone 2
Exons: 7
Coding region: 136-924 (262 amino acids)
Biological process (GO): proteasome assembly
Cellular component (GO): nucleus; cytosol
Source: RefSeq, a predicted model, not a curated record
CCGAGCGGGAAGGUCCUCACAACAGGCAUGAAAAUAGAAGUGAAAGCUUGCGGGAGAAUAUAGUUGAUUAAAGAUAUUAUAAUUACUCCGUUAAUUACCUGUUUGUCUCUGUGUGUCUGAGCGGUGAACGGCAACAUGUUUAUCUCUUCUCAAACAUCAGCGCCCUCCUUCAAAGAUUUCACCCUCGUCAUGCCUGCAGUAGCUGUUGGUAACGUGGGCCAACUGGCUGUGGACCUCAUUGUGUCCACUCUCAACAUGAGCAGAGUGGGCUACCUGCACACAGACUGUCUCAUCCCCAUGACCGGAAACAACCCGUACGCCAGCUGCAAAGAGGACGCUGACGAGCUGCACACCCCUGCAGAAGUUUACACAGCAGCAGAACUGAAGGUGGCGGUUCUUCAAAUCAGAGCGCCGAUCAUUCAGAAAAAAUCCAAAAAGUUUCGUCAGCUGCUCGUGUCUUGGAUCAAAGCCAGCGGGUUCUCCAGAGCUGUGGUUCUGUCCAGCAGCCACGCCUACCAGAGGGACGACCAGCAGCUGCAGGGCACUCCUUUGAGGUACCUGGCCACACCGUCCCUGCUGAAGGUCAGUGAGGACGCGUUGAAGGAGCUCAGCUGGAGGGAGAUGGAGCGAGUGUCGGCCUAUCCGGGACUGACGGACGCCAACGAAGAGCCACGCCUCCACAUCCCUGGAGGAGGAAUAACCAAAGGACUCUACACAGACAGCUGUGCAGAAGACAUCCCGCUGGCUGUGCUGCUGCUCUUCUGCUCAGAAGGCGACAACAUCCCGGACGCCUUCUCGCUCGCCAACCACCUAAACGACUGGCUUCACCUGAUGGACGCUCCUAGCCAAAAGCCCAACAAAUGGAAGAUCCCAACAUCCUGGAGUCUUCUUUUUGGCAGCGGCAUCCCUCCGGCACUGUUCUGAUACACACAUAUUUCAUUUUUUGUUAUUUUUAACUCCUGGGAACUGCAGCAAAUUCUUCUAUAUACGUUUUAUAUUGAGUGCACUUGGUCUGGACGUAAAACAUGGUUGUAAACUGACCUUACAAGAACCCUCUCAUUUCACAGUCUCUGUAUUUUGAUGAUAAUCUUUUAGCUGUACAAACCUUACAUCAUGUACGGGAAUUUACCCAAACAUGCACUUCUGGAAUACUACUUCCGUGUACUGCAGCAUGUGAAUGUUUUUCCAAUAAAAGAUUGUGGCAAGA